This is a messenger RNA of Arabidopsis arenosa, 4445 nucleotides long. The record is from the annotation of a GenBank genome assembly. NCBI's taxonomy places the organism in Eukaryota, Viridiplantae, Streptophyta, Magnoliopsida, Brassicales, Brassicaceae.
AACUUUACUAUUUCCUCCACGUAGAUCUCGGCUAGUUGCUAAGAGCUAUACGACUUCUUGAUGGCCAAGAAUAGAGCUUACAUAGUUAACAAGUUUACCAUUACAUAUAUUGUCUUCUUGCAUCGUCGUUACUAGAAAUUCGGUCACAAACUCCAUUGUUACCAUGUUCUAAUUCUAUUUUGAUAGUGGUGACCUUUGCAGUAGACCACUAGGUUUUUCUUGGAAAUGGACACAAAAGCUAGGAAACAAAAGAAGAGAAGUGUUGACUCUGAUGAUGUGUCUAGGGAAAAGAGGCCAAAGCGAGCAGCAGAAUGUACAAACUUCAUGGAGAAAUCUGCAACUGUUGAAGCCAAGAAAGAGCAGAUCGUGACGGAGGAGAUCGUGGCGAUAAAGUUAACUUGUUCUUUGGAGAGCAAUGGUGAUCAACCUCGUCCAAAUCGGAGGCUAACUGAUUUCGUUUUACUUGAUUCAAAUGGAGUUCCACAGCCUGUGGAGAUGUUGGAACUUGGUGACAUAUUUAUUGAAGGUGUUGCCUUACCGUUAGGUGAUGAGAUAAAGAAUGAAAUGGGUGUGAGGUUUCAAUCUUUUGGUCGAGUAGAGAACUGGACUAUAUCUGGUUAUGAAGAUGGUUCCCCGGUGAUAUGGAUCUCAACCGAGUUAGCGGAUUACGAUUGCCGUGAACCUGCUUCUAGAUACAAGAAAAUAUAUGAUUUUUUCUUUGAGAAAGCUUGUGCUUGUGUGGAGGUAUUUAAGAACUUGUCGAAGAAUCCUAAUACAAGUCUUGAUGAGCUUCUUGCGGCGGUUGUUAGGUCGAUGAGCGGAAGCAAGACCUUUUCUAGCAUUGCAGCCACCCAAGAGUUUGUUAUAUCACAAGGAGAAUUCAUAUAUAACCAACUCGCUGGUUUGGAUGAGACAGCGAAGAGUCAUGAAACAAGCUUUGUUAAGAAUCCUGUUCUUGUUUCUUUAAGAGAUAAGAGUAGUAAAGUUCACAAGGCUUUGUCUAAUGUGGCUAUGAGGAUUGAUGAGGGCAAGGCCGUGACAUCUGAUCAACUAAUGGAUGAUGCUGAGGACGAGCACGUGAAUUAUGCUAAGCUUAUACGAGACGAAAAGUGUCGGAAAUCUAAGGAUUGGUCAAGAAAUAAGAAGAGCUCAAAACCUUCUGCUUCAAAUAAUUUUUAUAUUAAGAUCAACGAGAAUGAGAUUGCCAAUGACUAUCCUCACCCAUCUUACUAUAAGAACACCGAAGAAGAAACUGAUGAGCUUGUACUCUUUGAUCGUGGCUAUGAGGUUGAAACGAGGUAUCUACCUUGGAGAACACUUCAUAAUUGGGCACUGUACAAGUCUGAUUCAAGUUUCAUAUCUCUCGAGAUUCUCCUGAUGCAAAAAUGUGAUGAUAGUGAUGUCACCGUUUUUGGGUCUGGUGUGGUGGCUGAAGAUGAUGGAACCGGGUUUUGUCUCGAUGAUUCAGAGAGCUCUAUCCAGUCACAUGAUCAUGAUGGGAUGAGAAUAUUCCUUAGUCAAAUAAAGGAAUGGACGGUUGAUAUUGGAGCAGAAAUGGUGUUUAUUAUAUUACGAACAGAUAUGGCCUGGUAUCGGCUAGGAAAACCGUCAAAGCAAUAUGCUCCUUGGUUCGAACCUGUUUUGAAAACAGUACGGGUAGGGAUAAGGAUUUUGGCUUUGCACAAUAUUGAAACGAGGAUUGCUAAGCUUUCAUACGUAGAUGUCAUAAAAAGACUCAGUGGGUUAGAUGAGAACGAUAAAGCUUACAUUUCUUCUGAAUUCUUGAAUGUAGAUAGAUAUGUUGUCGUCCAUGGCCAAAUUAUCUUGAAGCUUUUGAGAGAAUAUCUUGGCAUCAGAAGGUGUCCAUUUGUUACUUGCCUUGCAAGUGAAAUGCAAGAUAGGCACCACACAAAAUGUAUUAUCAAGAAGAAGAAGAAAAUUUUGCAUAAUCAAAAGAAUUUGAAUCCAGGGGCAGACAUGCCACGUGUGGUAUCCAAGAGGAAAGCCAUGCAAGCGACAACAACUCGGCUUAUCAACCGAAUUUGGGGCGAGUUUUGCACCAUUUAUCUUCCAGAGGAUUCGUCGGAGGAGAUUGGUGCAGAAGAAGAGGUUGAAGAGGAGGACGAGAAUGAAGAAGAGGACACCAUAGCAGAAGCUGUUGAUGCUGCUCAUAAGAAAAUUAGAUAUAGUUGUCGAGAAAUUAGAUGGGAAGGUGAGAGUUAUGGAGAAUCUAGUGUUGGUGAGCCUCUCUAUGGACAAGCCCUUGUUGGAGGUGGAAAGGUGGCUGUUGGUGGGGCAGUCAUCUUGGAAGUUGAUGAUCAAGAUAAGAUCUAUUUUGUGGAGUACAUGUUCCAGAGUUCAGAUCACUACAAAAUGCUACAUGGGAAACUCUUACAAAGAGGAUCUGAGACUGUUCUAGGGACCGCUGCUAACGAGAGGGAACUGUUCUUGACUAAUGAAUGCCUUACUGUUCAGCUCAAGGACAUAAAAGGAACAGUAAACUUUGAGAUUCGAUCAAGACCGUGGGGGUAUCAGUAUAGGAAAGAGAAUAUGGUUGCAGAUAAGCUUGAACGGGCAAGAGAAGAAGAAAGAAAAGCUAAAGAUUUGCCAACAGAAUACUACUGCAAAAGCUUGUACUCACCUAAGAGAGGUGGAUUCUUUAGUCUUCCAAGAAGUGAUAUGGGUCUAGGUUCUGGAUUCUGCAGUUCAUGUAAGAUAAGAGAGAAGGAAGAGGAAAGACCUGAAGAUAUUUCUGCAGAGAAGGCCUAUGUUUCAGACAUCCACGAGGUUUAUUAUAGCCAGGACACAUAUAUCCUCCCUCCAAAGGCUAUAAAGGGAAAAUGUGAAGUAAUGAAGAAAGAUGAUAUGCCCUUACAUCGUGAAUAUCCACUAUUAAACCAUAUCUUCUUCUGUGAACUUUUCUAUGACUCCUCCAAUGGUCAUCUCAAUAAGUUGCCUUCCAGUAUUAAGCUUAUGUUGUCUAGUAUUAAAGACGAAAAACUUCUAAGAGAAAAGAAGGGGAAAGGAGUAGAGAGUGGAACUGACUAUGCGAUGAUUGAUGAGGUACCAAAAGAGAUGCGUCUAGCUACACUCGAUAUUUUUGCUGGAUGUGGUGGUCUGUCUUAUGGACUAGAAAAGGCUGGUGUAUCGGAUACGAAGUGGGCGAUCGAGUAUGAAGCGCCAGCUGGGCAAGCUUUUAAACAAAACCAUCCCAAAACAACGGUUUUUGUUGACAACUGCAAUGUGAUUCUAAGGGCUAUAAUGGAGAAAUGUGGAGAUGUCGAUGAUUGUAUCUCUACUACGGAGGCAGCUGAACUUGCAGCUAAACUUGAUGAGAACAAGAAGAGUACUCUGCCACUGCCUGGUCAAGUGGAUUUCAUCAAUGGAGGGCCUCCAUGCCAAGGGUUUUCUCGUCUAAACAGGUUCAGUGACCGUUCUUGGAGUAAAGUCCAGUGUGAAAUGAUAUUAGCAUUCUUGUCUUUUGCUGAUUAUUUCCGGCCAAAGUAUUUUCUUCUUGAGAAUGUGAAAACUUUUGUGACAUUCCAUGAAGGACAUACAUUUCAGCUUACAUUGGCUUCUCUUCUUGAAAUGGGUUACCAGGUAAGAUUUGGACUCUUGGAGGCAGGAGCAUAUGGAAUAUCCCAGCCUCGUAAAAGAGCUUUCAUUUGGGCAGCUGCACCAAACGAAGUUCUUCCAGAAUGGCCUGAGCCAAUGCAUGUCUUUAAUAAUCCGGGUUUUAAAAUCUCACUAUCUCGAGGUUUGCAUUAUGCUGCUGUUCGAAGUACUAAAUUUGGUGCACCUUUCCGUUCAAUCACUGUGAGAGACACGAUUGGCGAUCUUCCACCAGUAAAAAGCGGAGAAUCCGAGAUAAACAAAGAGUAUGGAGCUGUUCCGGUCUCGUGGUUCCAAAAGGCGAUGAGAGGAAACAUGAUUGUUCUCACUGAUCAUAUAUGUAAAAAGAUGAACGAACUAAACCUCAUACGAUGUAAAAAAAUUCCAAAGACCCCCGGUGCUGAUUGGCGUGACCUACCGGACGAAAACGUGAAGUUAUCAAAUGGGGUUGUGAAAAAACUUAUUCCUUCUGGUUUAAUAAACAAAGCUAAGGAGCACAACGGUUAUAGAGGACUCUAUGGUAGAUUGGACUGGCAAGGCGACUUUCCCACUUCCAUCACCGAUCCCCAGCCCUCGGGUUUUGUGGGAGUGUGCUUCCAUCCUGACCAGGACAGAAUAAUCAGUAUCCGUGAAUGCGCCCGAUCUCAGGGGUUUCCGGAUAGCUAUGAGUUUUCAGGAAAGAUAAAAGACAAACAUAGGCAGAUUGGGAAUGCAGUCCCUCCACCAUUAGCAUUUGCUCUUGGGCGUAAGCUCAAAGAAGCCCUACACCUCAAGAGUUCUCGUUCACAGUGCCAAUCCUAAAAAGAACAUCCUAAUGAAUGAUAGAUUAUAUU